Syngnathus typhle (broad-nosed pipefish) is the source of this 2209-nucleotide messenger RNA. RefSeq names its product glutamine amidotransferase class 1 domain containing 1 (gene gatd1). The coding region runs from base 714 to 1967 and encodes 417 amino acids. Gene Ontology annotation, cellular component: membrane. The transcript is spliced from 14 exons. The record is from RefSeq and is a predicted model, not a curated record. Lineage: Eukaryota; Metazoa; Chordata; Actinopteri; Syngnathiformes; Syngnathidae.
UCCAAAUAUGGAAGAAGAUUUGCAGAAGAGAGGGUCAGUGGUAGGGCACAACUUUCUACCAGUCUGUGCGGCCCACUGAGGCAGAAAGAAAGCCACUAAUUGCGUGUACUCCGCCGAAGCCCGCUGAAGCCAUGAGCAGAAAAAAGCAAACCAUUCAAAGGCAUCAUAUAGAGUCAAUUGCCAAAGGUAGGGAAGACGCUUGCUUGACUUGAAUGACAAAUUGACUACAGAAGGGAGUCCAAAUGUCCUCCUGAGAAAAGUGUGUGGAUGGACGUCACUUUUGCUUGAUUUCAGAAAGUUGGUUGCCCGGCUCGAUGGACAACGUGAAGAUAGUCCUUCCCUGACAAAGUGCGCUCUACCAAGACGUUGCUGUGUAUAAUUAGAAAAGGACAAAUGUUUGAAAAAGGUCCAACGGCUUCCGUUUGUCAGUUUGGUCACUUCCCAAUUAAAGUUGACUUUACUGUCCAAUUUGUACACUUUUACAAGGUCUUAAUUGCGUUCGAUACAGUUGUGUUGAGCCCACUUGUCCCACCCAGUAUGUUUGAGUAGGUUCCCUCCACGCUCCACACUCACUUGAUGUGGGAGAGGCCAUUGGGGGGGGGGGGCGAACUGGUGUCGGCUGGGCAAUCGGACACAUGACUUUGACAGCCAGAAGCACAACAGCGGGCUGAGUGGGCUCUUGCAAGGCAUUGCCACGGAAAUCUUCAAUCAGAAUGGAAACUCGGAGGGAAAACUCCAACAAAUGUGGGAUCAUAUGUCUGAAGUACAUGCUCCUCAUGUUUAACAUUCUUUUUUGGGUGGCAGGGGGUGCGGUGUUGGCCGUGGGCGUUUGGACUUUGGUGGAAAAGAGGGACUACAUAAGUCUGCUGAACUCCAACUUCUACACAGCAUCCGCUUACGUCCUCAUUGUCGCCGGGGCCGUUGUGGUCGUCACCGGCAUCAUCGGAUGCUGCGCCACUCUGGGGGAGAUGAAGAGGCUUUUGAUUGUGUACUUGGUGCUGUUGCUGUGUGUUUUUCUGCUGGAAGUCAUCGCAGGUGUCUUGGCAUACAUGAAAUACCAAGAGUGUUUCCCUUUCUGCCAAAAGCUGGAUGAGGAGCUGAGGCAAAACUUGAAGGUGACCAUGCAGCACAAAUACCAACAAGCCGGGGAGGACAGCGUCACACAAGCCGUGGACAAGCUCCAUCAAGAGUUCCAGUGCUGCGGCAGUAACAGCUCCUCCGACUGGAAAGACAGCAUUUGGAUCCGGGCCGCCGCGCGAGACGGCCAGCUUGUUCCUGACAGCUGCUGUAAAACACCCAGCAGCCUCUGCGGCAUCAGCGAGCAUCCCUCCAAUGUUUACAAAGCGGAGGGAGGCUGCGUCAUGAAAUUGGAGGAGUUCAUUCUCAGUCAGCUGUCUAUUCUUGGCGCACUGGGCAUGGUGAUUGCACUUUUACAGACAGCAACGCCUGGGGGGAAGCCAAUGGAUUUUGUCGGGGUGGAUGACAGCACCUCCAGGUGGCUGCAGGACUUUAACAUGAAACCUUACGCAACUCCUGCCAAACUUGAAUCCAUCGAUGGGGCUCGAUACCAGUCUCUGCUCAUUCCCGACUGCCCGGGAGCCCCCGUGGACCUGGCCCACAGCGGCUCUCUGCACCGUAUUCUCUCCCACUUCAUCUCUCAGGAGAAAGCCGUGUGUGCUGUCGGACAGGGAGUGUCGGCUCUUUGCUCUGCCACCGAGGGGAACCGGUGGCUCUUGGACGGCUACAGUUUGACCGGGCCGUCGGUGUUUGAGCUGGUGCGGAGGCCGGACUUUGCCAACCUGCCUUUAAUCGUAGAAGACUUUGUGAAGGACAGCGGUGGCUCAUACACAGCGAGCCAAGAGGACGCCGUGCACGUGGUCGCCGACAGACACCUGAUAACCGGUCAGAACGUGCAGUCCACCUGGCUUGCCGUCAACAAUUUAAUUCUGCUUGCUAGCGCCAAGUGAGAUGAGCUGAGUCCCAUUUGGCAUCAAAGAUGAAUUUAUUCUGUGAGCAAACUCGAUGCACUUGCACAUCAAAUCCAUCAUUUAUGCAGCACCUUGUCUCCGUGAAGGUAAUACUAUCGUAUUAUUCAUACAUGUCCUGCUCGACACGCUUCUCCUUUCUUCACGGAACUUCACCCAUUGAUGUAUUUGCAGUAACUUUGCAUUUUCUCUGUCCCAAUCAACCAUUAAAUCCUUUCAGCAGC